AUGCCCAAGCAAAGCCUGGGCGCACGAAGCCAGCAGUUUCCAGUAUUGCCAUCGACGUCGACCAACAAGGAUACUACUCCUGCCAAGAGGCCCAGAGAUGAAUUCAUUGAUACGAGGUUCAGGUUUGCAUCGGCGGCAUCAAAAUCCAAGAAAUUGAAACCCAGCGUAUCCAACCUCGUGUCUUCUCAUACUGCGCUUGCCUUGGAAUUGGAGGAAAAGAAGGAACACGAAUGUCACUUCACAUCCGCUUUACAGACCGCCUCACUCGACAAUCUAUCUAACCCAUUCAAACGACUUCACAGGAUUAUCGAGCCCCUCACUCGGAGCUUGCCGUUACUAAUUUACCAUCAAGAACAAGUCGUGCAUGCCUGCUGUGAAGCCCUGAUCGUGUCCGAAUCGCCCACCUCCGCCGAUCAGUCUCCAUCAGAAAUAAAACUUUCGGGGAAAACCAAGAGGAGCCAGUCCUCGGACCUCGAGAAAGAAAGGAAACGGCGUCUGAUUCAAGCGAAAGAAGCCGUCGAUCUCGUUGCAACCAGCGUCCUAGAUUUAUUCGUGCCCUUGAUCUUAGAUCUUUCAACCUCAUUGCUCACGCCCUCAAAGAUACCUGAAAACGUUGGUCGAUGUCCAUUCGAAGAACUACUGAUUACACUACUUUACUUCAUCAACUUGGCUGAUGUUGAGCCGAUCGCAUUGUCCAAAGCCUCCGAAGUCAUCGUUCACCUUUUCAAAACGUUAGCGAAGGACCUCACCCCAUCCUCACAAUCUGCCGACAAUGAAUCCGAGGAAAACUUUCAAAGACUCAAAAGUAUCUGGAAACUGGUCCGAAAUGCGCUCGGUGCGCCAUUGCCGAACUAUCAGGAUCUUGACAAAGUGGAUGAUGAGUCGCCCGAUGCCGAAGAAUCCGACUCGGAUCUUGAAGAUGAUGUGGAUCAGGCUGAAGAGGACCUCCUCGAUGAACUUAACAAGUCUCUUAUAGAACCCAACAAACCAAUAAACGCAGAAAACGCGGAUAUCGAUUUACCCGAAUUCAACGAAGCUGAUCAAAACGAUGAGACGAAACCACCGGAUGACCUGACUCCUGAUGGCCCUAAAGAAUUCCAGUUGAAUCAACUCGUCCAUCAGGUGCUCAAGUCGACUACGCCUUCAACUCGGAGACUCGUGGCGACCUCGUUUUCUUACCUGCUUCGUAAAAAGGGGAUCUCAGAGCCUCUGAUUAGAUUGAUGCUGAAAGAUUUGAAUACGAUCGAAAGCGAUGAGAUUGCAAAGCAUGAUAAUCUACAACCAAGGAAGCAAAAGAUCCAGGCGGCUCGCAGGGGGACUACUGUGCGGUCCUUGCUCGGCGAAGAGCACGGUGGUGCUCGUGUUUUUGCCGAGGGGAUCUGUUUGGCCCUAGGGGAGACAUGUAAAUCUGUCGAUCAUCGCUUACACUCUCGUGCCUCGGCUAUCGUAGUCGCCGCCGAUUCGCAGGUGGUCGAAAUGAGCCUUGCAGCACAUCACAACGCUUCUCGGCAACCCGCCCUGAUCCCAAGUGUUCUAAGCUCUUUAUUAAUCUCGAUAAUCCAUCACACCACUGCCGAAUAUUUUGAGCCACUUCUAGACUCACUUACCACCAGAGCAACAGAGAGGCUAACUGGAAUAAACUCUCAAGGUGCCCCGAAUAUUGCCGAGAACAGCUUAGUGGCGCUGGAAACAUCCAUCCAUUGUCUGGUAACAGUGUCCGGUGUUAGAAAUGGUUCCAGAUUAUCUUCCACGAAAAAGCCAACCCUCCUCAAGAUACUCUGCUCUAUGCUUGAUUUACUUUCCGACAAAAAAUUUAAACACACAAGCUCGCUGAGUUCCACUACUGCGCUGAUGUCUUUGAAUUUGUUAAGUUCAAUCAAAGACCACUCAGAAUUUCUCAGGGCGCCGGAGAACCGCAACGUACUGGACAAGUUAUUUGAACUUCAACGUCGACCCCUCUCUAUCGAAUAUGUUUUCAAGCUGGCAUCAUCCCUCCAUCGAUUGAACUGGCCAUUGUUCGACGACUUUUUCUUACCCAAACUACUCACCAUUAUCCCAAGCCAACUCUCGGAUUCAACUUUACAUUCAUCAUCAGAGUCUACCGCAAGCCUUCUGUCUGAUCUGCUAUCCACCCGAAAUGCUAAAUUGUUCGGCAAGGCUUUUGACGUGAUAUCCAAUAAAGUGGAAGAGGCGACAAAGGUCAUCCUCGAUCAUAUUUUAAACUUCCACUUAUCAUCGCCCAACACAGCCCUCGAACAACCACCCCAACCGACGAUGUCCCUCCAAGAAUGCUAUGAUUGGAUUUCCAUCUCAUCGAUCUUACCCACUGAACAUAUGACAGUCGACCAAACUCAGAUUGAAGAAUGGUGCCAGCGAGUUCUCGCGAUAUCACUUUCAUCUGAUGAAGAUAUGUCCGUGGGCCUUCGAAGAAAAUACAUUUCCGACUAUGAAUCCGGUGCUCCAAUCAACCGAACCAUGCUGUUAUCCACAAUGAUCAACGUGGCGCGCCGCCUCUUUUCCAAACAAGAGUCUCGUUUACGUCUCAUACUACUAGAUCGUCUGCCAUUUAUCGUACAAGUCUGGGGGUGGCAUCGAGGGAUUUUGAACACUGUCCGGGACAUCUGUAAGGAUGUCCAAAAUUGCUCUUCCAUUUCUGUACCAUUUGAGUCUAUGUAUCAGCCGCUGAAAGCUGCUUUAUUAUCCGAAAGCCAUGUUAUCCGCCAUCUUGCGCUAGAGAUAUUAUUGGCUUCUUCGCCAGCCGAAUCACCUUUGGAAGCCACGUUGAAGCAGUGCUUGAAGGUUGAAGACACUCCGCUGCUGGUUGAAAAUGCUCGAAUACGCCAGAUGCAUAUUCGCAAAUUGGCGACUAUGGCUCAGGCGAAUGGCGAAUCAGUCUCAUUAUCCCAUGUUGUCGACAUAACACAACGUGUUCUGAUCGCGCAACUGAAAGUACAUUUCCAGCCAGUUUGGGAGGAAUCCAUUCAGGCACUGACAAAUCUAAAUGGAAAGCAUCAAGCUAACUUUUGGACAUUGGUUUGGAGUCAACUCGAUCAGUGUCUUCGGGAUGCCUCAGAGAUUUACUUUACUCCUCGAGUACAAACCAUCAGUCACACCAUCGGGGACCAAAAUGAUUUAUCUAUCUCAACUUUUACGGAUCAACCAGAGUUCAGGUGCACUCACUUGGACAAAUUGAUAGAUCGUUUUUCUUCCGACUUUCGGAGUCUUACUCUUAUGGCUGCAUCCGAGCAUCAAUCCCUGGAUUCUCGCCUUGACAUUCAAAGCUACGAAGCCCAUUUGGUGGAUCUCUUAUCUCGAAAUCGCGUGAUCGCCGAAAAACACAACAGACUGAUCAUUGAGGCUUUCUUUACCUAUUGCCAAGCGAAAGAUGAGGAUCUAGAACAAGGACAUCUCUUGGGUAGAUCGGCCAGAAGUCGGUUACGUAAUUGGCUUCGGAUGUUCUCUAAAUUCACCAAUCCGAAGGCUUUCCAUCGCGCCCAGGAAUUACGGGCCGCAUUUUAUGAUCUAUUAGCUGAUCCAGACUCAGACCUACGCAGCUUGUCUUUGGAAUGCGUGUUAACAUGGCAGGAUAGCAGUCUUUUGCGACACCAGGAUGAUUUUCGGAAUCUCUUAGACUCGUCCCAAUUCCGGGACACCCUGCUGAAAAUGGCUCACGCAAUUGAAGAUAAUGUUUUGCCUGAUCAUGAACGAGAUGAGGUCAUUUCGGUCUUCACUCGCAUUCUUUUCGGAGCCUUGGUUGUUUCUCCUGGUCGUUCCUCGUCCUCUCACACCAAAAGUCUGAAGAAAUCAGCGAUUCUUUCCGCCUUCAAAGGAUGCUCGACUCAAGAGAUAGACCUACUCAUCGAACUGAUGCUCCGGCCACUCGCAUCUUCCGACAAUUCUCAAAGUCUGUCAGCUUCCGCGGUCAAAAGGCAAUUGGGCUUUUUAUCUCUGCUUGGAGACGUGAUGAAAACAUUGGGCCGUCAGCUUGUGCAUCGGUGGGAGGAUUUGCUGAACCAGAUAAUGCAAGUUGUUCAGCACAGCCAAUCGCACCUACAAACUUUGGUCAACGAUGCGCACUCGCAACGCGUCUUUUUAGAGAGUCAGCUCAAAAAAGUUCGAGUCCAAACUUUACACCGUCUGAACGAUUUUUUCCAGCUGUCACCACCAAGUUUUCCGUUCGACAAGUGGAUCAAUUCAAUGUUCGACGUGCUCAUCAAUCCGAGACUACCCACUUUUGCCGCAGAAACUGCUCAAGCUCCCUCUGCUCUUCUAGAGAUUUUUCUUACUUGGUCUAGUCGGAAAGAUUUGAUGCCGCUGUUAAUUCAUUACAACUCGCAAGUCCUUACCUCCGUUUACCAAACACUAGCAGUUGCAAACGUCAAGGCCCCUGUCGUCAAAACAGUGAUUGCAAUCCUUGAAAACAUCUUGCGCAAUCUCGAGUCGCAUCCGGAUGAACUUACAGCAGAGCAGUACCUUAAACCCUACUUCGAUGUUUUGCUUCCUAACCUGGCUGAAUUGUUGAGAAAGGCAUCGCACUCAAGUUCCUUGACCACGUCCAUCUCGCGACAACAGAUUUCCCUCUUGUCUACAAUCUCACCGUAUAUCAACGAGACUACCCAUUCCGAAAGAUUUUGCGAACUCAUCUUGCCUCUCCUUCUCAAGAAUCAAGUCAUAGUCCCAGAGCAUAUCCAAGCCGAUUUGCUCCAUCUUUUAUCUGGGUUUUUGUCGACAGCUCCCCAGGUGGCCUCUUCGACUUCAUCCUUCAACACUCUAUCGAAGCUGCUGGGAACUGUUAUGAGUCGAAAGGGCAGAAUUUCCCUGGUUCGCGCGGUUGAUUCAAUUUGUCAUCAUUCCACCCACUCGAUCAGCCCGAGAGUCAUCAAGCUUUUGCAAGACUUGAAUAGCUUUUCCACAAAGCGAAUCGACGAGCCGGACUUUGAAAGAAGAUUAAAUGCAUUCUCUCAACUAAACAGUCCCGAUGACAAAUCGAGCGCAGCGCUGACUCCAAAGGAAUGGGAACUACUCAUUCAGCACUCAUUAUUUCAGAUCCGAGACCCUGAUGAAUUGAGUUUACGAGGAAGUGCCGCUUCAGCUCUAUGUACCUUCUUGGCACUCGCUGAAUCUAAUCUAGAUGAUGGAGUUCAAAAGACCUUGAAAUUAGUCAUGCUUCCCGGCCUUAAGAAAGUGCUGAGCUCAAAGCUCGAAAUAAUUCGGCAAGAAGCUCUGACUGUUUUCGCUUGUGCGGUCGCGAAGCAAUUCCCUACCGUCUCUGAACUUGAAGAGAUGCGGUGCUUGUUGGUCGACGGGGACAAGGAAGCUAAUUUUUUCCUCAACAUCUAUCACAUUCAAGUUCACCGAAGGAUUCGAGCCCUCAGACGGCUGGGUGAUGAAGUAGAAGCUGGUCGCCUGAACAGCAAAUGUCUAUUGGAUAUUUUUCUUCCCCUCCUCGCACAUAUCUUCCUACCAACAGAUUCUUCGAGAAGUGAUCCCGACCUAGUGAAUGAGGCGAUUCGGACGAUAGGUCGGAUCACCAAAGGUUUGAACUGGUCGGCAUAUAACUCAGUAUUGCAGUUUUAUGUUAAACUCAUCCAUAAACCCACAACGGUCAACAAAGUAACGGUCCGAGUCGUCGUUUCGAUCAUGAAAAGUUUCCAUUUCAAUCUUCACGAUAAAUCAGACCCGGCUGGCACAAGAAACCUCACGUCUGCUCCAGAGCACGCCCAUGGUUUUGUUUCGGCCAAAUUGAUCCCCUCGUUGAUCAAGUUUAUGGAACAGCAGAAAGAGGAUGGACCAGACGAGAGUCUGAGGAUUAUGAUCGGGGAAGGCGUGGCACUUGUGGCUACAUUCCUUCCGGAAAGUGCCAGUCAAAAUGCGAUAUCAGGCAUCAUUUCAUCCCUAUCUAAUAUUCUCAAGUCUACUCAUCAAGAAACGCGUCAAUCAGCUAGAGCCACUGUAGGAAAUAUUGUCACCCUAUUGCCAGCAUCGUUCCUUGCGCAAGUUUUGAAGGAUUUGAAGGCAGUGCUGCUUCGAGGACCACAGUUGCAUAUUUUAGCCCACACGACAUAUACCAUUCUUUCUCGGACUAGCGAAUCAUCGAAAAAAAUCGAAAUUGACUCGCAGGCUUCCAAAAUACUAAUGUAUAUAGUGAUUGAUGAUCUGUUUGGGCAACCAUGGAGAGACCGGCAAUCCAAGGAACUCAAGGCAAAGACAAAAUUUAACGAAACCAAAACCUCUCGGUCGUUGGAAAGUCUUCAAAUGAUUAUAAGCAGUCUGGCUAAUUCUGAUAUCUUGACGGAUAUCUUGAUUUCCUUUCAACAAGUAUUGGAGACUACGGGAGCCACAAAAGCUCUGAAACAGGUCGAUGAAUGUUUUCAUCGGAUCUGCGCCGGCAUCGUAGCGAACAAAGAGAAAUUCGAUGCAUCAAAGAUCUUGAAUUUGGCAAGCAGUCUAAUUUCUGAGAACGUUGAAUACUUGAAAGAUAAAACUCAAAAGAAGAAGUCAUACGUCAUCAACCCCACUGAUCAUCGAGUUGUCCUAUCGACGAAGUCGAAAAAUUACGACGGUCAUUACGCUGCCAAUGCUCAUCACUUUGUCAGCCUGGGUCUCGAUCUUUUCAACACGGUCUAUCGUCGAGCUGUUUUUGACCUGCACAGUCCUCAAUACCUUCCAAUGAUUGAUAAGCUAGUUAGCGUGGUCGGUAACACUCUUUAUACCCAUAACACCGAUGUCCUAGCUCGAGGCCUUAAAGUGAUGAGUAUUCUAAUCAAGCUCCCCCUCCCUGAGGUCGAGAGGUCCGCCACUAUAAUCGUCCGCCAAAUGCUCUCGGUCGUUAAUCACAUUGGAACAUCUCAGUCCGAGAUUUCCCAGGUGGCGCUUAAAUCCUUGGGCACGGUCAUUAGAGAUUGUAAAAAAGUGGAAUUAACGGAAAAACAGCUAACAGACCUGUUGAAGAUGAUUGUUCCUGACCUCGAGGAUCCCGAUCGUCAAACCACGUUAUUUGCACUGUUGAGAGGAAUCAUGAGCAAGAAAUUCAUGGCUCCCGAACUCUACGAUUUAAUGGACCAGAUCCUCAGAUUGCUGGUUACCGCUCAAUCCAACCAGGUUCGAGAGAUUUGUCGAUCAAUUUUUUUGCAAUUUUUACUGGAUUAUCCUCAGGGUAAAGGUAGACUUUCUGGCUCCCUUCAAUUCCUCGUGAAAAAUCUCGCCUACCAGCAUGAGAGUGGACGUCAAUCAGUUCUCGAAAUUCUCAAUGCUAUCAACAUGAAGUUUAGUAGUGCACUGGUCUCUCAGAAUUCCGAUCUGUUCUUCGUGUCUCUGGUGAUGAGAGUAGCCAAUGAGAAUUCAGUCAAAUGCAAAGAAAUGGCAAUCGAGGUUUUGAAAGUCAUCUGUCGACGGAUCGAACUCCAGAAGACCGGAAAGUACUUGGAUAUGUUACUGACUUGGAGUCAAAAUAAAAACGGGCCAGUGGAGCUACGCAGAACGGCACUACAACUUAUAGGCGUCGUGGUCGAAGUCCGAGGAGCUGAAGAUAAAAUGAGACUUGCAAAAGUGCAUUCUGUGAUCUGUGAUAUACUCGAGAAAAUCGCAGUAGACUUCGUGGAAGAGGAAAGCGAUGUCACAUCUGAAUCGACUGGAUUAGAUUGGCAAACAGUUUAUUAUUCUCUCCAAGCACUUUCUAAACUUUACAACAUUGAUUCCAGCCUCGUGUGUCACCCGACGCCUCAAAACAAGUUCUCCGAAUGGAGUGCGAUCCAGAAGCUCUUAUUGUUUCCUCAUGCUUGGGUACGCUCGUCCGCAGCCAGGUUGAUCGGCACCUUACUCUCCUCUGGCGUGGAUGAAAAACUUUGGCUAUUUCAAACAGAUAACUUGCUCGCCAUCGCUCAGAAAUCUAGUCUGCAGCUUCGUAGUCAACACUUAGAUGAUGCCUUGGCCUUGCAGAUCGUCAAAAACCUUUUCUUCCUACUCAAGACAUUACAUCAACGUCUCAAGCCGGAUGCCCCGGGAUCAAGUGUGGAUCCUACCUCGGAAAGAUCUUCCCCGGCCGAUCAAACCGAAAUCUCUUUGAAAUCUCAACCCAACCCCGACAACGAAGAGGUCGAUGAAGAUGAUCAUUCCGAUUCUGCAGAGGAAGAGGAUGAUGAGCAUGAAAAUCAAACUGUCAAAGGCCCAGGAGCUGAAUUUAUUCGCCUGAUCAAGAGGCUGAGUCGGCAAGCAAGUAUCGCCCAUGCGAAGCGUCCUAGUGUAUAUUCAAGUGAUGCAGGUCAAUGGUCUCUUGAGGCAGCUUCCGUAUUGAGAUGUUUUGCCGCCUUAAUCAAUCAUCUCUCUGUUGAAGAUUUGUCCGGAAUCCUUCGGCCAUUGAUGAUUCCAAUCUUCCGGAUAAUCGAAGAUUCUAACAUAAAGGACCCUCAAAUGCAGGAACUGCAAAAUCUGGCCAAGGAAAUUCAAGAGUUCCUGAGAGAUAAAGUUGGAACAAAUAAGUUCUCUCAAGUUUAUGGUCAACUUCGAACCAUUGCGAUCGAGAAACGACAGGCCAGAAAGAAAUUGAUCGCUUUGAAGGCUGUUAACCAACCCGAAUCAAGCGCUAAAAGGAAAAUUUCUAGAUCUGAAUCUAAACUUAGAAACAAAAAACGUAAACAAGAAUCGUUUUCUAAACAAAAUGCAACAUUUGGGAAAUCGUCUUUGAAAGCCAGCCGUUCUUGA
Messenger RNA from Puccinia triticina, 8700 nucleotides. RefSeq lists its product as uncharacterized. Gene Ontology annotation, cellular component: small-subunit processome; nucleolus; 90S preribosome. The transcript has 10 exons. The record is from RefSeq and is a predicted model, not a curated record. The coding region runs from base 1 to 8700 and encodes 2899 amino acids. Lineage: Eukaryota; Fungi; Basidiomycota; Pucciniomycetes; Pucciniales; Pucciniaceae.